AUGGCUCAAAUCAAUGGGAGCUUCGUCUCCCCGUCGGCAGAUGCGACAGUCAUCCCCCAGUUCAUCGCUUCCGCCGGUUUUCUGAACUCGGUCCUCGAUGGCCUGACCGUUUGGAAAGUGCUGGGAACACUGUUUCUCGCGGCCGUGAUCUACGACCAGUUGAAAUAUCACUAUCUCAAGGGCAACAUCGUCGGACCAGUCUACAAGAUCCCCUUUAUGGGCCCGUUCUUGCAGUCUGUUAACCCAAAAUUCACCGAGUACAAGGCGAAAUGGGACAGCGGCGAGCUGAGUUGUGUCUCCGUCUUCCACAAGUUCGUCGUUAUCGCGUCAACUCGUGACAUGUCCCGCAAGAUCUUCAAUUCCCCAACCUACGUGAAGCCCUGUGUUGUCGAUGCUGCUCACAAGCUCCUCGGCAAGACCAACUGGGUAUUCCUGGACGGCAAGGCCCAUGUUGACUACCGCAAAGGUCUGAAUGGCCUAUUCACUCGUCAAGCCCUAACUACCUACCUUCCUCGCGUCGAUGAGGUUCUCACCCAAUUCUACGAUCGCUUCCUCGAGAAGUCCGCCUCUCUUGACCACAAGCCCACUCCUUGGAUGGGUGACUUCCGCGAGUUGAUGACUGCUCUUUCCUGCCGCACUUUCGUCGGCUACCACAUGUCGGAUGAAAUUGUUCAGAAGGUCGCCGAUGACUACUACCUCAUUACCGCUGCACUUGAAUUGGUCAACUUCCCCAUCAUCAUCCCCUACACCAAGACUUGGUAUGGAAAGAAGGCCGCCGAUAUGGUUAUGGACGAGUUUGCCAAGUGCGCUGCUAAGAGUCGUGCCAACAUGGCCGCUGGUGGCGAGGUCACCUGUAUCAUGGACGCGUGGAUCAAGGCUCAGCAGGAUUCAGCCAAGUACCGUGAGAAGGUGGCUAAGGGCAUUGAGGUCGACUCCUCUGAGAAGCCUGCCCAGGUGUUGCGUGACUUCUCCGACUUUGAGAUUGCCCAGACCCUAUUCACCUUCCUCUUUGCCUCUCAGGAUGCUACCAGCUCCGCCGCCACUUGGCUCUUCCAGCUGAUGGCCGACCGCCCCGAGAUCCUCGACAAGGUCCGUGAGGAGAACCUGAAGGUCCGCAACGGUGACCGCAAUGUUCCGAUCUCCAUGGAGCUGCUUGACAACCUGCCAUACACCCGUGCUGUUGUCAAGGAGACCCUCCGCUACCGUCCUCCUGUCAUCAUGGUCCCCUACCUUGUGAAGAAGGACUUCCCCAUCACCGACAAGAUCACUGUUUCCAAGGGGUCCAUGAUCAUCCCCUCUGUGUGGCCCGCCACUCACGAUGAGGAGGCCUACCCUAACGCUGACUCUUUCGAGCCUGAGCGCUGGAUCACCGGCGAUGCUGAGCAACAGAGCAAGAACUGGUUGGUCUUCGGUACCGGUCCCCACUACUGCCUGGGUCAGACCUACGCCCAGCUGGCCCUGAUGGCCAUGAUUGGCAAGGCCAGUCUUGAAAUGGACUGGAAGCAUACCCCCACCCCUCUCUCCGAGGACAUCAAGGACGACUGCCUGCUGGAGUUCCGUCCUCGUCCAUAA
Penicillium chermesinum is the source of this 1572-nucleotide messenger RNA. RefSeq names its product C-22 sterol desaturase erg5 (gene erg5). Lineage: Eukaryota; Fungi; Ascomycota; Eurotiomycetes; Eurotiales; Aspergillaceae. Gene Ontology annotation, molecular function: iron ion binding; oxidoreductase activity, acting on paired donors, with incorporation or reduction of molecular oxygen; monooxygenase activity. The coding region runs from base 1 to 1572 and encodes 523 amino acids. The record is from RefSeq and is a predicted model, not a curated record. The transcript is spliced from 4 exons. Gene Ontology annotation, biological process: sterol metabolic process.